UCAUUGACAACUAUCCGUAGCUACAGUCAUUACCGACUAGUAGUCAUACUACUCCCAAGUCCUAACUCCUAAGAAGAAAACACUUCGGCGUCUCCUGUUUCUCUCUUUCUCUCCCAACCUCUAGAAUAGAUUCCGUAGCCCACCUGGAAGAAUCCCAAAUCUCAUAAACCCUAGAUUCAUUAAAUCCCGGAAUCAGAGAAGAACAAGGAGCGGGCUCCCAAUUUCUGUUCGUUGCGAUCCAGACUCGGCCGAUUGUCUGAAAGGAGAAAACUUUUUUCCUGCUCCAGCUCAUUUUGCAUUUGGGCCUUUGGUUAUUCGGAGUUCUAUGCCGACUAUGCAUAGAUCUGGAGCUGCCAUGGCUUGGAAUGUUUUCAAAUUCUGUACUGCCCUGCGAGGUCUGGGUUCAAUCAUGAUCUUGUUGGUUCUAGGUGUUGUCGGUGUCACUUAUUACGCUGUCGUUUUGACCAAUUACGGGCCGGCUUUGUACGAUGGUGGCGUCGACUCCUUUAAUGCUCUCCUUGUCUUGGUCCCAUUCCAUUGCUUGGCUGCAGGAUGGGUUUACGUAUCCUGUUGGUCUAAUGAAAGUGAGAUAGCGUCAGACAAUAAAUGGAAGCUUGCAGGAAUAGAGAAAGAUAGGAAUGAUGGGUUUCUUAGAGCCAGGAGGUAGGCAGUGUACUGAACUGAACAGCUUAUCCAUGGAACUGAAACUUGGGUUGAUGUUCUUGGCAGCUGAUCAUGCUCCUGUGGAGCUACUUCUCCGUUGUGUUAACUGAUCCCGGUAGUGUUCCUCCGACUUGGAGGCCUUCUGCUGACGAGGAAAGAGGAGAAGCUGAUCCAUUGAAUGGUCAAGAGUUUAAUAGUGUGCAGAAGGACCUAGCUAAGCCUAGAGUACGGUACUGCAGGAAGUGCAACCAGCUCAAACCGCCUCGUUGCCACCAUUGUUCUGUUUGUGGAAGGUGUGUUUUGAAGAUGGAUCAUCACUGUGUUUGGGUUGUAAAUUGUGUUGGUGCAUUAAAUUACAAGUAUUUCCUUUUGUUUUUGUUCUACACAUUUCUGGAGACAAGCCUAGUGACUGUGUCUUUACUACCACAUUUUAUUGCAUUCUUCGGUGAUGGAGAAAUCCCUGGCACACCAGGCACUCUGGCGACCACAUUUCUAGCUUUUGUCCUGAAUCUGGCUUUUGCACUAAGCGUGCUGGGAUUCCUAAUCAUGCAUAUAUCAUUGGUGGCCACUAAUACCACGACGAUUGAGGUAAAAAAAAAAACCUUCUUCUUUUUGUGCUGUUUCCUUAUGUAUCUGAAAUUGUAACGCUGAGAUAUUUGUCUACCUGCAAGCUUGAAUAUUGAGUCCGUUGACAUAGACAGACUGUUAUGUUUGUUCACCAAAGAAAAAGUUGGUGCGUAUCCACUUUUGUCUAAUCUGGCUGCUUGGUGGUCUUUGCAAUUUAUGAUGAAUCAAAUAUGCAUUCUUGAUUGUCUACGAAAGAAUGCCUAUGUUGUGAUUGCUAUAGUCUUUGCCUGGAAACCAAGGAUUGAAAUACCGUACCAGAGGUCGUACCGGAAAAGUCAGCGGUAGGGUACUUUAUGCUAAAACCGUGGUUUAACCAUGGUUCAACCGUAUUAUACCCCCUGCCGAUUUUGCUUCCGGUAGAAGGUUUUUCAGGUCAAACCGCCGGUACGGUAUUUUAAUCCUUGCUGGAAACAUUUGUUGAUUUUUAUCAUCUAGUUAUUACUAUAUAUUGUCUUGAUCAGGCGUACGAGAAAAAAACCACACCAAAAUGGCGUUAUGAUCUGGGACGAAGGAGGAACUUCGAACAGGUUCUUGGCACGGAUAAAUGGUACUGGUUCAUUCCAGCUUACUCCGAUGAGGAUUUAAGACGAAUGCCUGCACUUCAAGGGCUGGAAUACCCGUCAAGGCCAGAUUUCGAUUCAGAAGAGUUCUUCUAGGAUCCAGCCUGCUCUUCUAUGGAGCCCCACCAAAUGUUCCUAACCAUAUUGUCCCAUGUGCAUCCUCCUGUCCUGUAGAAACAACACGGAGAGAGAGAGAGAGAGAGAGAGAGAGAGAGAGGAUUGUAGCACUUGUAAAGCUGACACGCAGAGCAACAUGCGACAAGUAUGCGGCUGUUGAUGACUUGACGGGGAAUGUAAGAUAAAGAGGGGAUGUGUGGAGACGAGACGAGGCUGAUUUUGCUGAUACGCUGAUGUAGAGAAUCAAUGUGUUGUACCAUUCCUGGAAAUAAGUAUGCAUGUUUUUUUGCGGCUUGCGGCCCUUUCUUCUUGUGUGAAUAUUAUGCCUCCUAGCCUCUGCAAAGUGUAGUGUAUGAUGUAUACUUAUUGGAAGAAGUAUGAUAUCCUUAACGGAGCAAUGUUAACAG
Molecule: messenger RNA, 2374 nt
Organism: Linum tenue
Lineage: Eukaryota; Viridiplantae; Streptophyta; Magnoliopsida; Malpighiales; Linaceae
Source: the annotation of a GenBank genome assembly